Molecule: messenger RNA, 1685 nt
Organism: Laetiporus sulphureus 93-53
Lineage: Eukaryota; Fungi; Basidiomycota; Agaricomycetes; Polyporales; Laetiporaceae
Product: aspartate kinase homoserine dehydrogenase
Exons: 5
Coding region: 219-1328 (369 amino acids)
Biological process (GO): aspartate family amino acid biosynthetic process; L-homoserine biosynthetic process
Molecular function (GO): NADP binding; aspartate kinase activity; homoserine dehydrogenase activity
Source: RefSeq, a predicted model, not a curated record
AGGAGGUAGGCAAUCAAUCUAAUCGCGGGCCACCAUCACGAUCUCCGCAUUAUAAGCUCUCUUUCCUCUCAUCGUCUGACUCGUCGAGCUUGUCUGCAACUAUUCGCUUCUGUCAUUUUUGCCCUGAGUACAAUUACUGGCGUUGGCACCUGGUCAUCUAUCCAGCCAGGUCGGUCGUAGCAAUUUCUCGAAGCGCCGCUUGCAAAGAUAAAACCAAGAUGUCUUCGUUCUCUACGAGCCCUGAAGUGAUUCGGAUAGCCAUCGUGGGCGUGGGCCUGGUCGGUGGCGAGUUCAUCAACCAGCUCCUCCAAUUCCCCGCACCCAGCCCCUUCCGGAUUGUCGCCCUCGCUUCGAGCAAAGGCACUCUCUUCCACCCCGAUGGCCUCAGCAUCACGCUCACCUCAUGGAAAGACCAGCUUGCGCGGUCAGGCCUCAAGCCCGACCUGGCUUUCUUGAGCCGGGAGCUGUUCGAGCUGGUCCGACCGGGGCAGGACGUGGUGUUCGUGGACAACACGUCCUCGAACGAGGUGGCGGCGAUGUACCCGCAGCUACUGAGAGAGGGCAUCCACGUCAUCACACCGAAUAAGAAGGCGUUUUCUGCGGAGAUGGAUUUGUACGAGAGGAUCAUGUCCGCGAGCCUGGAGAGCGGGGCACGGUUCCUAAACGAGGCGACGGUUGGUGCUGGCCUGCCCAUCAUCUCAACGUUAAAAGAUCUGGUUGCUACGGGAGAUAAGGUCACAAAGAUCGAGGGUGUGCUCUCAGGAACAAUGAGCUACAUCUUUAAUGAAUUCUCGACCGGCAAGGACGGUGGACCAAGCUUCUCCUCUGUCGUAAAGAUUGCACGAGAAAACGGAUAUACAGAACCACAUCCCGCUGACGAUUUGAACGGUGCCGAUGUCGCGCGCAAGCUGACCAUCCUAUCCCGCUACCUUCCCACCCUCCGCUCUGCGCUCCCAGAAGGAUACAAGUCCGUCAGCACGCGGUCUCUGGUACCGGCUGCGCUCGAGUCGGUGCAGACGGGCGACGAGUUCAUCCAGCGCCUUCCCGAGUUCGACGUACAAUACGAUGCGAUGCGCGCGGAGGCAUCCCGUGAGAACAAGGUACUUCGCUUCGCCGGUGUGAUUGAUGUUGCAUCGGGGACGAUUAAGGCAGACCUAGAGAAGUACCCGGUGACACAUCCAUUCGCUACGGCGCUGGGAGGGUCAGAUAACAUCAUUAUGUUCCAUACGGAGCGGUAUGGCGCGAGGCCCCUGGUCAUUCAGGGCGCUGGAGCGGGUGCGGCUGUGACUGCCAUGGGCGUCAUGAGCGACUUACUGAAGCUCGUAUAAUGAAUGAUUUUACGACAUCAUUGAUGACUUGGUGCUGCGAUCAUAUCUUUUCCUCGGCUUCUUGUCUAAAUCCGCACAGCGAGAAGCUGCAUUCUGCGACUGGCUAUCGUGCUUGCUCGGUGUUGAUGGUAGUCUGCAUCCGAGACUGUUCAUCAUGAUUGUGUUGCACUCUGCCUGACAACAUAGAAGAACGUUGACCGUUGCGUCGAACAGGAAAUGCAAUGCACAAUGUAUCUAUACGCGCCGCAGUGAUCUUCUGUAGAGCUUUGCACGCAAAGGUUACUUGGUCUGUAGGGAUCAUUAUGUAACGUGAAGCCGCGUUAAGAGGCGAUAACAAUGUUGAAGCUGUUGCUGGUG